This is a messenger RNA of Lolium perenne, 1126 nucleotides long. RefSeq lists its product as uncharacterized. Lineage: Eukaryota; Viridiplantae; Streptophyta; Magnoliopsida; Poales; Poaceae. Gene Ontology annotation, biological process: transposition. The record is from RefSeq and is a predicted model, not a curated record.
GUCUUUUUUUCACAAUUUUGCAUCCUUGUAGACCUACUUUACUAUGGACCCCUAUUCUAAGCGCGAUGAUUGCAUACAAGUGGCCGGCAACAUAGCGCGGAAGAAAGUGACUGAUGCGCACUAUGAGGGGUGUGUUUUGUCCAUCCGCAAUUGGUAUGCUGAGAAACACAAGCUCCGGAUGCGGAAGGAUCAAGCCCGAGAAAUCGUGAACUUCCAGCCAUGGCAGUACUUGCAGUGCCCUCCUCCGUACGUAGGUCACGCUAGACCGCAAGUCUGGCACGCGAUGGUCCGUCACUACACAAGCGCCGCGUACAAGAGGAAGCACGAAGAACAAAAGCUAAAGAGAGUCGAGAUGGGAGGCGGAUCACACACGCAAGGCAGCGUCCCCCUCGCAGUAUGCAAGCAGAAAAAGGAAAAAGAGACAGGCGUGAAGUCCUCGUUAUUCAAGAUCUGGGGCGACCACCGGAAGAAGACGGACAAAAAAGACGGGACGGUGAAGUGGGUUAGCAAGAUCGCCGAAGUCAAGGACAAGAAGUAUCGGUCCAAGUUUGCCCAGACUCAUGGCGACGAGGCGAACCCCGAGACCGAGCCAUUUGACCCCGAGGUUGCCAUGCGUGCGGGAGAGGGCAAGAAGCAUGGUCGCUUGUUUGUCUGUGAUGGGGCCGUCGAUCCCAAGACCAUCCCGUCUUUGAGACAAAUCAAAGGUGGCAACACGAGCUCCUCGCCUGCCGUAGAGCCCCGCCCGACACCGUCGUCUAUAGCCAUUGACGCGAUCCGGGCUGAAUUGGAGGCUGAGAAGGCACAGAGGCAGCAGGCUGAUGCCCUCCUUACUCAGAACCAGCAGCAGAUGGCGAUGCAGCAGCAGAUGAUGUUGUGGAUGACACGGAAGCUCACUGCCCACGAUGCCCACUUAUCGGCCUCUAUGCCGAGUGGCACCACUCUUCCUCCGCUUGAUCCACCUCCUUUUGACAUCAACACAUGGCUACAUGCCUCGGGUGGAUCCAACAACAUUGAGCUCCAUGGGCCAUCCACUCAGGAUGGGAAUGACAACUUGAUGACGCCGCCUACAGGGGGACAGCCUAGCUUCAACAACCUCAGCAUCGUCCGCCGGCUUGAAACCUCUUAG